Microplitis mediator is the source of this 561-nucleotide messenger RNA. RefSeq lists its product as uncharacterized. The transcript has 3 exons. The record is from RefSeq and is a predicted model, not a curated record. Bases 6 to 524 code for a protein of 172 amino acids. Lineage: Eukaryota; Metazoa; Arthropoda; Insecta; Hymenoptera; Braconidae. Gene Ontology annotation, biological process: septate junction assembly.
UUAUCAUGGGCUGUCCAUCAAUUUCAAUCAUUAAAAUUUUACAACUCAUAGUUGUAUGUUGUGUUUUGGGUCUUGACGUAUUAACAAAAAAUUACUUAAAGCCCAAGAACAGCAGUAAUAUUUUAAAUGACUUAGUUAGUGAAGCACAAAACAAUACAUUAACAAUUCCUUAUUUAAAUAUCAAAAUAAAUGCUGAAUCAAUACCAACGCAGUAUAUUGCGACUGGUACAGUUGUCGCAUAUUUAAUUAUUAUAUUUGUAUCACUUAUCAGUGGUACAUUUGCAUCACCUCUUACUAGACUCACCAAUGUUACCUUUUGUCUCAUUGGAACUUUUCUUUUUCUCUUAUCUGGAUCACUACUCAUAAAUGAUUUUCGUGUUAUCACUUUUGAAAGUAUUAAGACAAGUUUUGAAAAAUCAUUACAAGACGCACGUAGUUUUAAUAUUGCUAAAGGAUCACUAUGUAUUUUAGAAUCAUGUUUACUUCUUCUUGAUGCUCUAUCAAGUUUCUUUCUUUUUUUAUAAUUUCAAUUAUUAUUUAUAACUUUUUAUUUGUACGUUA